CUUUGUAAUUUGAAUCGUGAUGCAUCAAUAUUUCUUGUCCUUCGUGCGCACCUUGUCGGAGCAGCAGCGACUAAAUGCGGUACAGUUGAUAACGUGGGAGAGUCGGGAGAGUUACCUCAACGAUGGCCAAAUUUUCAUGAUGCACGGUUUGAGAGAGCCGCUCGUUCUCAUUGCGGACGAAUUCUAUGCAAAAUGGGAUUGGCACGGGAAGUGGAAGGAAUUCAACCUCGAUGGCUCGAAUUUGCAUUACCUACACAUGAAGCUGGCCUUGGUUGAGUAUAAGGCCAUGGGAAAAGAGGAGAUUAAUGACAGCGUCUCCAUGGUCCUGGAUAUGGUGCGCAUACAUGCGCUAUCCGGCAUUGCCAUUUUAGAAUCUGUGGGCACAUUGCUUUGGAAAACUUGCUGCAUUAAACGAGAAGAAAACGCGUUUAGAUAGUUGUAUCUUGUGUAUGCAAA
Messenger RNA from Drosophila miranda, 456 nucleotides. RefSeq lists its product as uncharacterized. The record is from RefSeq and is a predicted model, not a curated record. The transcript is spliced from 2 exons. Lineage: Eukaryota; Metazoa; Arthropoda; Insecta; Diptera; Drosophilidae. The coding region runs from base 20 to 436 and encodes 138 amino acids.